AUGACCCUCGCCAUCGACCUUUUGAACCCUUCAGCUGAGCAAGAGCGUCGCAAGCACAAGCUCAAAAGGCUUGUACAAAGCCCCAACUCAUACUUCAUGGAUGUUAAAUGUCCAGGUUGCUUCAACAUCACAACCGUCUUCUCCCACGCCCAAACUGUAGUUCUUUGCGGAUCUUGCGCUACCGUCCUUUGCCAACCUACGGGUGGAAAGGCUCGUCUGACAGAAGGUUGCUCUUUCCGAAGGAAGAACUAG
Molecule: messenger RNA, 252 nt
Organism: Melampsora larici-populina 98AG31
Lineage: Eukaryota; Fungi; Basidiomycota; Pucciniomycetes; Pucciniales; Melampsoraceae
Exons: 4
Coding region: 1-252 (83 amino acids)
Biological process (GO): translation; ribosomal small subunit assembly
Cellular component (GO): ribosome; cytosolic small ribosomal subunit
Molecular function (GO): structural constituent of ribosome; RNA binding
Source: RefSeq, a predicted model, not a curated record